Molecule: messenger RNA, 925 nt
Organism: Amorphotheca resinae ATCC 22711
Lineage: Eukaryota; Fungi; Ascomycota; Leotiomycetes; Helotiales; Amorphothecaceae
Exons: 1
Coding region: 324-803 (159 amino acids)
Source: RefSeq, a predicted model, not a curated record
AUCGCUCUUCUCGAUUAAGAGCAAACCGCAGAAGCGGAGAGUAGGGGUCUUCUCAACGUACGGGUAGCCUCGCCAGUGGUGGUGUAGUAGACUGUCGUGCAGCCACAGGUUGCCUCUGGCGCCGAGUCGGACGACAACCAUCUGGCGGCGUGGAAAGCAGCGUGGUCAUGACGGCGAGCAUGGUGGUUGUCAGCGGCGACGCCGGUAGCAAUCGCCGCAGCGAUCGCAAGAACUCCGGCCUUCAUGGUGAAAGUUGGCUAAUGCGCUCUCGAGUGUAGGACUGCGGGUUAAUCGGUCGACGGACGGACUGUUGUUAUCUUCUGAUGUUGGUAUGGAGGAGUAAACGAAUGCCCGCUGAAAGAGUGAAGCGGUGGUUUGGGGGGGGAGGAGGGACAAGGAGGGACUGGGUGAGGAGGGCGAGGGGAUCACGACGUCGACAACGAGAGGAGAAGAAGAGGAGAGGAGAUGGAGGGAGAGACGAGAUGAAGGGCGAAAGGGACGGGCGGGAAGCGAGGGAAGCGAGGGAAGCGAGAGAGCAAGCGGCGCUAGGGACAAAGGGGAAAGGCGUCCAGAAAAGGAGAGGCCAUGGGGUCAGGAUCACAGCAGCGAGGCCGAAUGCAGGAACGCCGCGUGGAUGGGGCGCAUUUGCGGGGGAAGCCACAAUUUCCUUCUCGUGUUGUGUGCCCGCUGCUGGGCCAAUCAGAGCGGGCCAGCGUCAGCCACGGGGGGCGGUGGGAGGGAAGGAGCCAGGGGCAGGAGGAAGGGUCCGAAGAGGCAAGUGCCGCUCCGAGAUGAUGAUUUGAUCACCGGUCAUCAGUCAUCAGUCAUCCGUCAUCUCCAGACUAAACGCUUCUUCCCUCGGCCAUUAUUAUGACAGCAUAAACCGUCCUCCGUCCUCCUCGGCCCUAGAUAAAAUCGCUGCACA